Messenger RNA from Suillus discolor, 1422 nucleotides. RefSeq lists its product as uncharacterized. The record is from RefSeq and is a predicted model, not a curated record. The coding region runs from base 1 to 1422 and encodes 473 amino acids. The transcript has 7 exons. NCBI's taxonomy places the organism in Eukaryota, Fungi, Basidiomycota, Agaricomycetes, Boletales, Suillaceae.
AUGAUUGCAGUCAAGCAUGGAAAUAUCAACCCUCCACACCACAGCAAAAAUGAUACUCCCCAACAAGCGGCCCUCCGCUGGUCAAACGUCAUUCAACACCCUCGGCAAACCGCUUGGCCAUUCAAUCUAGUACAGACACCUGCGCACAAUUUGAAACUAGUCUUCAAAUUUCGACACUCAGAGAGCCAUCAGUUCAUGAAAUCAAUAAAGGUGGUAGUUUGGCACAAGAAAAUUGUUGCUGAAAUCAGAGGGCGAAGACAUGGAGUCCACGAUUCCCAGAGCUUCUCCCAUGUGUCAAUCGAUGACUAUGAAUAUAUUGCGGAAGCCAUCGCCGGUGAUGAUGAUCGGUACAAUCUAUCAUACACCCCCUCGUCCUCACAACUCGUUGUAAUCCUGCCUAGCCCAAUUCACAAGAAUUUUCUGAUGCCGUUGCGCAAAUCCAUGGAUGCUGUAUUUGCGUCCAUGGGUAUCGCCCCAGAAUACGGUGAAUUCAUGAUCCAAAUGAACUCCACCCUUAACGAGCGUGGGACGUCAGGGUCCCAAGCGAAACCACUCGGCCAGCCUGACAUACUUGUUGAGUUCCACGAUAAAGAAAGCGGACGGCUACAACUGUGGGGAACUGAGGUGUCCUACUCUGAGACACGAGAAGAUGUCUUAUUCAAACUCCAAGAUUACGUCGACGGUGCCCCGAAUAUUGUCGCCCUCACGUUGUUCAAUAUCAAGGAAAAUAUACGACACUUACCGCCAAAGGAGUCAUCAAAGACGUUUGAUACGUUGAAUGAGGUGGAGUUAGUAGUGCCAUUCCACAAGUGGAUUCGCAAGUACAACAAACCAUUUCCCGGACCGGUCACCGUGUUUCGCCACAACUGGGUGUCCGCAGUUACAGUCACUGUCACUAUGUGGCUCCGUCGCCCUGCCGGACAACUUGAUCUGAAUGACCACAAUAAUGAGUUUUACCAAUGUGCGGAGCUGACUCCAAACGCUGACACCACCGGCCUUGCAAAUGUUCAAUGUUUGUUUCAACACACCCUGUUGAGAAUUUGGGAUACGACCCUCGAUCACAUUGAUCAGCUGGCAGCCGAGGAUGCUGCAGAGGAGUCUAGCAGUGACGAGUCCAACAGUGACGAACCCUCCACAGCCGUCAUGGACCCUUCACUACUGGCUUGUCGCACAUGGGUUCCUCCGGCGUUGCUCUUCGAUUGGGAGACGGUGAUGCCUUACUUGCAGAGGGGGUUGAAGCAGACCAGAUACGAUCGAUAUUCCUCUUGGCAUGAGAAUCUACUCAAACACAAGGCACUGGAGAUGGAAAAUUUAUCGGGUGGUGGAUCAACCAAGAGGAGCAGGAAGUAUCGGCUGUUGGAGUCCGAGCGAUCCACUGAGUCGUUGGCCGACAGAUCCGAGAUAGGAACGAUGAGGGAAUAG